GUGAGAGUAGAGCAAAGAUGAGAUCAAGUAUUAUGUUACUUAGUCUACUGGUGCUUGCAUUCACUACUCACUCUGCUACUGCUAAAAAACAUCCUCUGGAUCCUCUCACAGCCUCUGAAAUCAUCAAUGUCCGUCAACUAGUCCUCAAAUCUAAGCUAGGCCUCCACAAGAACAUAAGCUUCCAAUACAUGGCCCUGCAAGAACCAGAAAAAAAGGCUGUGUAUGAAUGGAAACAUGGGUUAUCUCCUCUACCCCCUAGAAAAGCUACUGUAAUUGCAAGAAUCCCAGGAGAAACCCACCAGAUUCUUGUAGAUAUCACAUCAAAAGAAGUUGUGUAUGAUAAUGUUUAUCAUGGAUUCGGGUACCCCAUAUUCACAAUAGAGGAGCAAGUUAAAGCCGUUGGAUUGUCCAUGGAGUAUCCUCCAUUCAUAGAAUCCAUAAAAAACAGGGGCCUUGAGAUGAAAUCAGUUGUCUGCAACAGUGUUUCUGCUGGAUGGUUUGGGGAAAAGAAGCAGGGCAAGAGGAUUAUGAAUAUACAGUGUUUGUAUACUAAUGGAACUGUUAACAUAGAUGCCAGGCCCAUUGAGGGUGUUACAGCACUAGUAGAUUUAGAUCAAAUGAAAAUCAUUGAGUACAUGGAUAGGAUAAAAGUCCCAAUGCCAAAAGCCCAAGGAACAUAUUAUAGGGAAUCAACUCAGAAGCCUCCAUUUGGGCCCAAAACAAAUCCAAUCUCAAUGGAGCAGCCUGAGGGACCGAGUUUCAAAGUCCAUGGCCAUAUGGUGGAGUGGGCUAAUUGGAAGUUUCAUGUUGGGUUUGAUUUGAGAGCAGGGCCUGUUAUUUCUACAGCAGAUGUUUAUGACCCAGAAAAGGGAAGAUUCAGGAGUGUCAUGUACAGGGGUUUUGUUUCAGAGCUCUUUGUUCCUUACAUGGAUCCAUCCCAGGAAUGGUAUUUCAAAACUUAUUUUGAUGCUGGGGAAUAUGGUCUGGGGUUAUUCUCAUUUACAUUGCAGCCACUGAAUGAUUGUCCAAGAUAUGCAUAUUACAUGGAUGCAGUCUAUGCAGGAGGUGAUGGAAAACCCAUUGUGAAAGAGAAUGUUUUUUGUGUUUUUGAAAGAUAUGCUGGGGAUAUUGCAUGGACGCAUACAGAAAUAGGGAAUCCAGACUUAGUGGUUACAGAAGUAAGACCUGAAGUAACGUUAGUGGUAAGAGUGGUUGCCACAGUGGGAAAUUAUGAUUACAUUCUUGAUUGGGAAUUCAAGAAAAAUGGAGUCAUUCGUGGCAAUGUGGGACUUUCAGGAAUACUUGAGUAUAAAGCCACAAGUUAUACACACCUUGAUCAAAUCCAAAAGGCAGAUGAAGACAUACAUGGAAAUUUAUUAGCAGAGAACACAAUUGGUGUAUUUCAUGACCAUUUUCUAACGUUCCAUUUGGAUAUGGAUGUGGAUGGCAUUGAAAAUUCAUUUGUGAAAUCCAUGAUAAAGAGGAAGGACGUUAUAGAUGACCAAUCUCCAAGAAAGAGUUAUUGGACAAUUGAAAAGAUGGUCGCCAAGACAGAAAAUGAUGCUAAAGUUCAAUUUGAUUUGAAAAAACCUAUGGACCUCCUAAUUGUCAAUUCCAACAAAAAAAGUAAAGUUGGUCAAGAAAUUGCUUAUAGAUUGGUUCUUGGAUCAACUGCAGCAAGUGUUUUGUCAUUACAUGACCAUCCACAAAUUCGAGCAUCUUUUACCAACAACCAAAUGUGGGUUAGUCGAUAUAAUCAGACAGAGCAAUGGGCUGGUGGAGUUUACAUGGAUCAAAGUCAUGGAGAUGAUACAUUAGCUAUAUGGACAAACAAGAAUCGAGACAUUGAGAACAAGGACAUAGUGCUAUGGUAUACAGUGGGUAUCCAUCACAUUCCAUACCAAGAGGAUUUUCUAGUGAUGCCCACAUUAUCAGAAGGAUUUGAGUUAAAACCAACCAAUUUCUUUGAAAGAAACCCAAUUUUAAAAUUAGAACCUAUGAAUACAUCAUCAUUUCCCAAAUGUAUAAAGCAUGGUUAA
Cryptomeria japonica (Japanese cedar) is the source of this 2039-nucleotide messenger RNA. Its product is annotated as amine oxidase [copper-containing] alpha 3, peroxisomal-like. Gene Ontology annotation, biological process: amine metabolic process. Lineage: Eukaryota; Viridiplantae; Streptophyta; Pinopsida; Cupressales; Cupressaceae. The coding region runs from base 18 to 2039 and encodes 673 amino acids. The record is from RefSeq and is a predicted model, not a curated record. The transcript has 5 exons. Gene Ontology annotation, molecular function: copper ion binding; primary methylamine oxidase activity; quinone binding.